Hermetia illucens (black soldier fly) is the source of this 8220-nucleotide messenger RNA. Its product is annotated as latrophilin Cirl-like. The transcript is spliced from 17 exons. The record is from RefSeq and is a predicted model, not a curated record. Gene Ontology annotation, cellular component: membrane. Gene Ontology annotation, molecular function: carbohydrate binding; G protein-coupled receptor activity. Gene Ontology annotation, biological process: adenylate cyclase-activating G protein-coupled receptor signaling pathway; cell surface receptor signaling pathway. Bases 1419 to 6191 code for a protein of 1590 amino acids. NCBI's taxonomy places the organism in Eukaryota, Metazoa, Arthropoda, Insecta, Diptera, Stratiomyidae.
UGCCUAUGGCAGUACCGUCGCGCGAACUCAAGACGCUCCGUUCACUCUGCUGCUGGGUAAACUUUUUUUGGUCUUUUUCCUCAGAAUCCAAUUGAAAAUUCAGUUUGAGGCGGACAUUUUGUCGGAUGAGGUUGUGACGGUGGCGUUUCUAUUGUGUAUUUAUUGGAAUUAAUUUUCGAUUCGGAAUCACCAAUGUUUGGCCGGGGCCAUCCAAGAACAAUGUAAAUGUCGUGGAAAUAUCAAAUAUUCUCGGUUCGUGGCAGUCGGUUAACGUGCGCGUCGUCGACAAGUGUGUGAAUUGAAUAUUAAAGGUGAUUCCAGGCCAAGAAACAAGUGAACUACGGGCGAAUAAUAGUUCUUGUUUUCGAUGCACAGCAAGUAGUGUGUGCUGAGAGUACGCAGCCACCGACCUGGUCGCGGCGGGCGAAAUCAUUUCCAGAGACUCCUCGGUCGAAUUUUGGGUGGAAAAGGAGAAAGUUUGGUGUGUGCUGUGUACCGGAAUGAAAGGAAGUGGACCUGAAUAGUGACGGUCGCUGCAGGUCGGCCAGCCUGUUCCUCCGCGGUAGCGUAAAAGAAUGCUGGGCUGGUGCGUGAAAUAGAAAUUUCCUGGCAAGCAAACUGGUUUUUUCGAUUGUCUUUUGUUUUUUUUUCUUGCGCGAGUUUCGAAUGCACGCGACGGGCGGAAGGAAUCUUGGGUCGUUUCUGCGUUCGCGGCGGCGGCGGUGACUCUCCGGGAACGACGAGUUUUCUGUUGGUGGCGACCGGGUCUGAUCUCGACAAUUCAGUAAGUACCAAUGCCUGUGAUUCGGGAUUCAUUGUUUUGAUCGUUGCACGGAGUCGCGGCUGUGCUACCACACGCUCCCUUAAAGGGUUUCGGGAUUAAUUGGUGAAAAGUUACAAGAUCUGAACACUGGACUGGAGAUCCUGCAGUCAACCAUCGAAGAACUCUCCAGGAAUUUCAGAACUUCACCAUCACCGCUCAUCAAUUCUCACCUAGUCAAUUAUAAAAACGAAAAAACAGGAUUCAACGUCUCUCGUAUUUCUGCGAAUUCUCGAUAUUUUUGAAGCCAAUUUGAUGGUGCACCAAUCGGGGGUCAUCCUUGGCUUUUCGGUUCUACGUGUAAAAGAGGAACAUCUAACGAAUUGAUGACGACAAAAAAAUGCCAAAAAAGUACAUAAUGUUGUGCUGUUGUGAUGAAGUUUUAUAUAAAAUUGGUGAAAAUAAGAAAACGUGUGAUUGUUACAUCAACGGUAGACGCGAGUGUAAAAUGUUAGAAGUCUGAAAGCAGAAAAAAAAAGUAUAAAUGGAAUGAGGAAGACAACAAAUAGUGAUGAUUCGAAUAUACAAUAAAACAAUCAUUGUACAAUACAAAUGGCUGCUUAAAAUUCAUUGCUGAACCAAUCCACGCUGAAUAGCGAUGUACAAUCGAUGCCCGCAUUUUAAUGAGGGUAUUUUACCCAUAUUUCCCAUAAAGUCUACAACAUCGACAACAACAACAAACGAAUUGUUUCAUGGCGGUGCUAUCAUAAAAUUAUCAAUAUAUUUUAUAAUAUCAUUGCUAAUUUUAUUGCCAAGGAAAUCAUUAGCGGCUGGUCUACAAUACGAAACAGCAUAUGCAUGCGAAGGGAAAACCCUGACUAUCUCAUGCGAUCCAGGCUAUCUAAUAAGUCUGAUACGGGCAAAUUAUGGGCGUUUCUCUAUAACGAUAUGCAACGAUCACGGCAAUGUCGAAUGGAGUGUGAAUUGUAUGUCGCCGAAAAGUUUAAGAGUUUUACAUUCCAAGUGUACACAUAAGCAGAAUUGCAGCGUUUUAGCAAGUACAAAUAUGUUUGGCGAUCCAUGUCCUGGCACCCAUAAAUAUCUGGAAGCCCACUAUCAAUGCAUUUCGGCGGCACAGACUUCCACGACCACAACCCGACCUAGUCCGCCAUGGCUGAUUACAAAUUCGCCAAACAUUUGGAGUACUUCAACAAUACCAGCAACGGUUACAUCGUCAAUGAAGAGCACGUCAGGACAUCAAACUCCUACCACAGCGCGAAUAGGAAGCAUCCAUCAAAUGGUCCUCCCCCAGAAGCCCCCGCCACAGUCAAAAGGUGCUGAAACACCGGGCACCUCACAAGGGUCGGGUGGUCCUAGUACUGGAAGUGUUGGUACAAGUCAAACUAAUAUUCACUUGGCCGGUGGACGACCACCAAUUGUUGAUCCUUUUGAUACUCGAGGCUCAGCUUCACGACCAACAAAUACGCCAUUUUCAAAUCGAGGUGGUGUCCUGCAGUCCAGUCGAACAUCAGUAAAUAGCAGCAGCCCGGCAGGUGAAGCCAGUGAGAAUGGGGCUGAUAGUGGUACAUUCAAUCGGACACAAUCGACUCCAAGUGAUGAUGCGGGCAGGCAUGAAUCGCAGGAUCAGUCGAAACACACGAACCGCAACGAAGACAAUUCAAUAUACAAUCAGCAGACUUUGACCACACAAUCACCUUCAGUAUUAGUUAACAACAAUAAUAAUAACUACGAUGGUUCCAUCGAUAGCGGCUACUACUGUGGUCCUACAACAAUGCGAAAUCUUUUCUGGAACGUGACUAGGGUGGGGGAAGUGAACGUUCAACCAUGUCCCGGAGGUGCAUUCGGAAUCGCUAAGUGGCGUUGUGUCCUCCAACAAAUCGCUUCAUCAUCAAAUCGAUCGGACGUUCAGAUGAUCCUGAGCGACUGUGCCUCAAGGAGUUGUGAGACCCAACAUCAAUUGAGCUCGAGUCGAAAUAGUCCCCACCGAGCGGUCUGGCAUCCCCUGACCCCAGACCUCACACAGUGCCGAAGUGUGUGGAUCAACAAUCUCGAGAUCAGCGUCAACCAACGAGACUCCUCCUUGAUAUCCAUUGCCAACGACCUGUCGCAGAUAACCAGUAGUAAAACCCUAUACGGUGGUGAUAUGUUGGUCACAACAAAAAUAAUUCAAACAAUGUCCGAAAAGAUGGCAUACGAUAUUGAAACAUUUCCGGAUCAGAAGCAACGUGAAGCUAUCAUCACGGAAUUAUUGAGUGGUGUGGUGAAGACCGGAUCAAAUUUAUUGGAUAUUUCGCACAAACAUACGUGGCUGGAUUUGAGUUUUGAAGAUCAAAUGCGUGUGGCUACAUCAUUGCUUACGGGGCUGGAGGACAAUGCGUUUUUGUUGGCCGAUUCGAUAAUUCGGGAGCGGACAGUUGUGCAAAAAGUGAAGAAUAUACUUCUAUCAAUUCGUGUGUUGGAAACACGCAACAUUGUUGGCAAUGAAGUAUUUCCGGACGGCAAGGUUGAACAGUGGGAUGUGAGCGAGGAUCGUAUUGAACUCCCUCGAGGUGCACUCGUUGAGAAUAGUGAGGCGGGUCUUGUACGAAUUGUAUUUGUUGCAUUCGAUAGACUUGAGACGAUAUUAAAACCAUGGCUAAACCACUUGGAUGUGAAGUUUACAAAAGGUGAAAUGCAACGCAAUCACUCUAAAAAUACAGCGGGCAUUCAACAGAAUCGCAUUUUAAAUAGUAAAGUGAUAUCAGCCAGUUUGGGUAAGGGACGACAUAUACAACUAUCGCAGCCAAUACGAUUGAUCCUGCGACAUUUAAAAGUGGAAAAUGUCACCAAUCCCGUUUGUGUAUUUUGGAACUAUAUUGACCAUGCCUGGUCAGAAGAUGGUUGCUAUUUGGAGCAUACAAACCAUUCACACACGAUUUGCAUGUGCAAUCAUCUAACAAAUUUCGCCAUAUUAAUGGACACAACAGACGACACCGCACCGUCUCUGCUUUCGCUGUUCAAUAACAACAUCCGAAUUUUAAUCUACAUUAGUAUCGCCAUAUGUAUUAUAUUUAUAAUAGUAGCAAUUUUAACGUUAAAAUUAUUUAAUGGAAUUUUUGUAAAGUCUAGCCGCUCGUCUGUUUACAAGAAUAUCUACGUGUGCUUAUUUAUUAUCGAAAUUUUAUUCCUAUUUGGAAUUGAACAAAGCGAAACAAAUGUUUUGUGCGGCUUUACAACAGCAUUUUUACAUUGUUUCGUGCUUUCAGCUAUUGCUUGGUUAUUCUUUGAAGGUUUUCAAUUAUAUUUGACACUAACUACAGACGACAUGUUUAUAGAAGUGGAAAAUUCCUCGAAAUUAAUAUGGUAUUAUCUAUUAUCAUAUGGUUUAUCAUUUACUAUAGUUGCCAUAUCUCUGGCCAUUGAUCCGGGGACAUAUACGCAAAGUGAUUUUUGCGUUCUAAUGGAACCAAAUGCACUUUUCUAUACAACAUUUUUAGCUCCUGUUGUGAUAUUUGUAAUGGGUGCAAACAGCUAUUCUAUUCUCUCUGCUUAUAUCAUGUGUAAGAAGAGCAAGACAACAUUGAAAAACAAGGAGCACAGCAGACUGUCUAGUAUAAGAUUUGAUUUACGUUGCUCAUUCCUAUUUCUGACCAUACUCCUAGCCGAUUGGGUGUUCGCCUACCUAUACCUAAGAAAGGCGAAAUUCGAAGAAAGUGUUUCGCUAUUUUAUGGGUACAUUUUCAUUGCUUGUAAUUCGAUAAUGGGCGUGUAUAUAUUUAUAUUUCAUUGUAUUCAAAAUGAGAAGAUUCGCCACGAGUACCGCAAAUACAUACGACAAAAUUCUUGGUUACCAAAAUGUUUAAGAUGUUCCAAGGUAUCCAUCUCAUCGUCGGCCAGUCAGCAUCAACAGCACUACGGGACAACCACUAGCAAGAAAAGUCCAAUUGCCGCUGUACCAAGUGCACAUUCAGUUUCGAAUCCAAGCAUAGUGCCAUCAUCGUCAGCUCCAUACUUAUCUGAAGAUCAGGACCUGGCAGCUCAUUCCUGCACAAUUGUAGAUUCGGUCACGAAGGUGUCAGCUGCUGACCUUCGGCAAAAUAUAUUUUUGGAUCAAGCGACAGGCGGAGGAACAUUACGUGGUUUCAGUGGUUCCGCCAUCGCAAGCGGUGGUCACAUCUCGCCAGCUUCAUCGGCGGGAUCGACGCAUUUGAUAUUCAAUUCUACCCAGAAUGAUCAUUCGCAGGACUGGAGUUUCCAACUGUCGAAACCGGGACAGCCACAGCAUUUUCCAUCACACUCUGGAAAUGCCGACUUUAGUGCUAGAAAUCUAAAUAUUUACGACGCUAAGUACCUAAAUUAUGACUGCAAAUCGAACAGGGCUAAGCAGCAUCCGAUGGGUGGUAACACGAUGAGAAGUUGUCAUACAUCUUCUGCAGAACAUGCUCCGCAGCAUCAUCAUGAGUAUUUCUAUUGGGGUGAAAACAAUCCCUCGCCUAAAAAGCAAAGGAUUAAUGGCGAACUGAAAGCAACUUCUCAAAAAUCGGAUAAUGUUCAUUCGUUUUACCCAUCGUAUAAGAAGACGCCACGUCACUAUCCGAUGCCACCAGGAGGUGAUCAUGACAAACUAAAAAAUGACUGUGAUUUCCCAGACACGGAUCCCCGACUCUAUCAUUAUCCAUCGGAUGAUGACCGUACUGAAUCCCACGUUGUUCUACCGCGACCCAAUGUUAAGGGUUUCGGAUCCGAUAAUGGAUUCGAUGGUUUCUCCACCAGUUAUAGACCACAACAACAACGUUAUCGUCAAAAAUAUUUGGGUGGUGGAGAUUUCGCUGAAACCAUGCCUUUACCGGCAGUUCCAAAUCAGGAUCUGACCAGUUGCCCGCCGAAUAAUGCAGCAUCUUCAUCGUAUUAUAGUCGUAGUCCUACGGCUGGUAUGGAUGAACCAGUUUAUGAGGAGAUUUUAAGCAAUCGUGCGUCGGAUUUUCAUGAAGACUCGGAUGGUGAUGAAGAGGAUGAUGAUGACGAGGGGUUAGAUGAUCGUGACGAUGGUGGCAGAAUGGGAAAAGAAGAACAUUAUAAUCGUAUGCGAAGGCUGCUGGCCAGUAAGGAGGAUAGCGGAUUAGGUGGCAUGGAACCAUUGCGGCAAUCAUUUAAUCGAUAUCAUAUGAAACAAUCUGAAUUCGAUUAUCCCGUACAAUCAGCAAAAGGUAUGAAGAUUCCAUCGAGCAAUUCUGGAAGAAUAGGUAGUGAAAAUUCUUUUAAUAAUGUGUGGUCACAGCAACAGCAACAGCAACAACUUCAGCAACAACCGCAACAACAACUGCAACAGAUGCAUCAACAGCAGCAACAACAAAUUGUUGGUAGGACGCUAUCCGCCAUGUUAGAUGAAAAUAACACAGUUGUAUGCUAUUUGGAACCAUUGCCAAAAUGAUGACAUCAUACCGCUGGCAACAACUAAGUUACGCUGAAAAUUAAGUUUUAAUAUCAUAGGGACAUGUGCAGAGGGGGGAGAGAGAGAGAGAGAGAGAGGAAAAGUCGUCAUUGCCACCGCUCACUUUGGAACGCCAGUUAGUGAAAGCAAAAAAAAAAGAGAGAAACAUCAAGCUUCAAUCACAGUGUACAUUGCACGAGAACUUAUACCAAGAUUUAAGGUAACACCCCCGAAAUCGGACCACGAGGCUAUCUAAAUUGGAUCAUGAGACCACAAAACGAAAAACUCUCCAAACCUUGGUCAAGCCUGUUCGUCAUGUUGCACCCCUUGAGGUAGUGAGGUAGUCUGGCUGCUAAUAUCAUUUUGAGGAGCAACUGUAGUUACUGAUUGCCAGUUGUUUCAGCUAGUCAGUUCAGUUUCGUGUAGUGUACAAUUUAGUAAGGAAAUAUUAUCUAGCAUACUAUCGUGUUAUAAAAUCAUUGAAGCGAAAAACAAACAAUUUGUAUUUAACUCUAUCUCAUUUGUCAAUAGCUGUGAAGCUUUUUAAUAUUUUUAGGUAGGUAGGGAAUGAAAGUAUCUUUACCGAUAGAUUAUAAAGAAAAAUCCGAAGGGAAUUUUUAAAUAAGAACAUGACUAUUUUCAUGUUUCAUUUUCAUGAGCGAGGGCUAACACAAUAUGAUGAAUGAAAUUUUUGAAAUAGGCAAGCAAAGACAUAUUUUUUGUUACACUGAUGUUAUGAAACAUUUGCCGCUAAAAGAGGAGGCGUCAAAAUGGAAUAGGUAUGAUAAAUUUUAAAUAUUUAGGGAAAUAAAUAAAAGACGAACAAAAAAAAAAUAUAUAUAAUAUAUAAAGAGUGAAGAGAGAAGACAUAAACAGAUAGAUCAAAUAAAAAUUACUGAGUGGUAUUAUUGUGUUUGUAUCUAACAUCUCUUUAGGACUAUAUGAUUGAUUACACUGCACCAUAUUGAAAAAAAAAAGCAAAUGUUAAAUAGAACGUACACGAAUUGAAACAAAAAGAAAAAAUUCUAAUAUUUCGCCACGCUAUUUCCCUAAAAUUCCGUCCAAUUAAUAUGCAAUCAAAACCAAUUACAGUAACCUUAUUCUCCUUUAAACUGACAAAUCUCUCUAAAUUAACGGCCCUCUCUAAAUCCUUUCUAACUAUCUUCCUUGUCCAUACCGAAUUAAGCUGUCGGAGCUUUAUAAAAUGCAUGGACCUUAUCUUUUUUUAGGUUGAAAUGUUUAUUUCUGAAAUAGUAAUAUGGUCUUAUCCUCAUGAUCCUUUCGCUUUUGUUCCCAAGAUCCUGGUUUACCUAAAUCAAUUGAUUGAAAAACUGCCCUUACCCCUGCCCUGCACUUCUUUCGAAAUCUGGUGAGGUGGAAACCGACCCGUUGAAAUGUCAAAUGUUCUACAUAUUUAAUAUAUAUACUCAUAUACAUAUAAACAUAUAUUUUUGCUAUUCGAAUUGAAAUCACCCUUCCACCCCCUUCUCCUCAUCCAUCCCUCUUUCACAAUCUCCUCGUCCAUCUCUCUUUCACAAUCUCCCCGCCCCCCCUAGGAAUAUCUAAACGAUUUUCGUAAAGCACUGAAGUUCAUGUGGAAUGUAAAAUAAAAAUAUUAAAAAAAAAAAAAAUGGAAAACAAAUACAAAAAUUAAAAAUUGCGAUAGUAUAUGUUGCAAAAAAUUCCAAUAGUAUAUUGUGUGUUACAAUAUAACAUAUAAUGAGUAGAUAAAUGGAUAAAAGAUACUGGAAAAGAGUAAAAGAACCUUUUGAACACAAAACUGACAUAAAAAAAAUAACUUAGAAAUGAUAUGAAAAGUUGAUAGACAACAAAAGUGAAUUGAAAAUCUAGAAAUUGUGUACGAAAGAACAACAGAAUUAAAUUCGAAUCGCGACCAUAUUUAAAUAGGACUAUACUGUAAAGUUAACUGUAAAUAGGGACGAUGAUUAUGUUGAUAUGGUUUUGAAGGAAAGACGGACAUAUUUUUUAUAGAAAUUUCAAAUUAAAUAGAAAGAAAAAUACAUUUUUC